This is a messenger RNA of Doryrhamphus excisus (bluestripe pipefish), 7643 nucleotides long. Its product is annotated as contactin-4-like. The record is from RefSeq and is a predicted model, not a curated record. Lineage: Eukaryota; Metazoa; Chordata; Actinopteri; Syngnathiformes; Syngnathidae. Gene Ontology annotation, cellular component: plasma membrane; axon. Gene Ontology annotation, biological process: brain development; cell-cell adhesion; axon guidance. Gene Ontology annotation, molecular function: cell-cell adhesion mediator activity.
AGAGAGAGAGAAGGAGAGAGAGAGCAAAGCAAAGAGAGCCGUGUGAGGAGGAGGGAGUCUGUUACGCUCGGAUGGCCGGCGCAUUGAGAGGCUGGUCCGGGGAGACUCACAAGACAGGGCUUUUUCCCCCCCUCUUUGAGCCCUCCGGCCGCCAGCGUGCGCCCCGCUCCUCUCGGUCACGGUAGGAGGGAGAUCGACCUCGGCGCACCGCAGUGCCAACACCGAGACUUCACUUUCACAGCCUGCGAGACUUCACGCCGUCAAGUCGGCGACUCUGACGGAAAGGGGAGCUUGUGGCAUGGAGACACAGUAGUAGUGCUACCGCACGGAGGAACGGGACUGCACCCAAAUCUUGGAUCACUGGCACUCGGCAGCGACACCUGUGUCGUGGUUACGGAUUAAUCUCAGGCGUCAAAUUCUUGUGUGGAAUUAGCGCCAAACAGAACGACAUCCCAGUAGCGUGCCAAUUGGAUGCUAUACAUUUGUGACUGGAUGUGAGGCUCCCUUGACCCUUUCCGACUGAAGAUGAUGUUGCUAUGGAAAGUCCUGGUGCUGCAGUCACUUACGUGGUGCCUUGCAGUGAGCACGGUCCUGCAGAGUCCCGUCUUCACCAAGCAGCCUGGCAGCAUCGUGUACCCCGUGGAAUCUCUGGAGAAAAACAGAGAGGUCGUGUUCAGCUGUGAAGCACAGGCAAGCCCAUCUCCAGUCUAUCGAUGGAAACUUAACGGCACGGAACUCAGUCCCAAGUCUGGAUCUCACUACAGCUUAUCCGGAGGCAAUCUCAGAAUCAGUCAUCUGAGCAAAGAACAGGAUGCCGGAACGUAUCAGUGCCUUGCUUCCAAUGCUUUCGGGACCAUCGUAAGCCGAGAGGCCAGUCUAACAUUCGCAUACUUGGAAAACUUCAAAACCCACAGAAGAAGCUCCGUUUCAGUCCGGGAAGGCCAAGGAGUGGUUCUACUGUGCGGACCUCCACCACAUUCUGGAGAUCUGGAAUUUUCCUGGAUUUUCAACGAGUACCCAACCUUUGUGAAGCAGGACACUCGUCGUUUUAUCUCGCAGGAGACGGGGAAUCUUUACAUCGCUAAAGUUGAGCCCUCAGAUGUGGGCAACUACACUUGUGUUGUGACCCACCCUGUGACAAAGACUCGAGUCCAGGGCCCACCUACCCCACUUGUGCUUCGCACUGACGGUGUGAUGGGUGAAUAUGAGCCAAAGAUUGAAGUUCAGUUUCCCGAGGUUGUUCAUGUUGCCAAAGGAUCCACUGUGAAGCUGGAAUGCUUUGCGCUGGGAAACCCUGUUCCUUCCAUAAACUGGCGAAAAGCGGAUGCCGCACCUUUCCCGAGGAAGGUGGACAUGAGGAAAGCGAGCGGCGUCCUGGAAAUCCCGUACUUCCAGCAGGAGGAUGCUGGCACAUAUGAGUGUGUGGCUGAAAAUUCCAGGGGAAUGAACACGGUGAAAGGGAAGCUCUCCUUCUAUGCUCCUCCUCAUCUCAUUGAGAAACCCCAAGAUGUCCAGAAACUCAUCGACGACGCUUUGGUGUGGGAAUGUAAAGCCACAGGGAAGCCCAAACCCUCCUACAGAUGGAUGAAAAAUGGAGAGAAUCUGGAGCCUGCAGAGGAGCGAGUCCAGGUGAGCAAUGGGGCGCUGUCAAUCACCCGCUUGACCCUGUCGGACACGGGGAUGUACCAGUGUGUCGCUGGGAAUAAGUAUGGUGAGGUCUACUCCAACGCGGAACUCCGAGUCAUAGCUGUUGCUCCAGAUUUCUCCCAUAACCAGCUGAAAAGCCAAACAUUGGUCAAGGUUGGAGGAGAUGUGCUCAUCGACUGCAAACCCAAGAUGUCUCCAUGGGGUGUGAUCUCCUGGAGGAAGGGCAGCGAACCGCUGGAAGAAAGUAAAAGAAUUUCCAUUCUGGACAAUGGCAACCUUCGCAUAUGGAACAUAACCAAAUCAGAUGGCGGCCCGUACACGUGCAUGGCAAGGAACCAGUUUGGUGUGGCCACCAGCACAGGAAGCAUCACAGUGAAAGAUCCCACAAUCAUCACCACCCUGCCAGCAACACUCGACGUCACCGUGGGGGAGAGUGUUGUCCUGCCUUGUCAAGUCAGCCAUGAUGCCUCUCUGGAGCUUAAGUUCACCUGGUUCUUCAAUGAGCAGCUCAUCCACUUUGGCAGCCAUGGGGGCUUUUUUGAGAAAGUGGGCGGCCAGCAUUCCGCCGGAGACAUUAUGAUUCGAAACAUCCAGUUGAGGCAUGCUGGGAAAUACACAUGUGCCGUGCAAACAAAGGUGGACAGUAUCUCUGUCGCCGUUGACCUGGUUGUCAGAGGGCCCCCCGGCUGCCCCACCAGCAUCCAGGUAGAAGAAAUCACAGACACCACUGCGACUCUAUCCUGGAGGCCCGGUGCUGAUAAUCACAGUCCAAUUACCGCAUACACCAUCCAGGCCAGGACACCGUUUUCCCUCGGGUGGCAGGCUGUCUCCACAGUUCCCAAAAUGGUAGGGGGCCACCGUCUGACAGCUACCGUAAUAGAACUGAACCCUUGGGUGGACUAUGAGUUUCGAGUCCUGGCGAGCAACACUAUUGGGACCGGCGAGCCCAGCAAGCCAUCCAAACUAGCCAAGACCAAAGGCUCCCCUCCCUUGGUCACGCCAGCUAAUGUGAGCGGUGGCGGUGGGAGUCGUUCGGAAUUAGUCAUCACAUGGGAGCCCGUUCCAGAAGAGCUACAGAACGGACCGGGGUUCGGCUAUGUUGUGGCUUUCCGACCCCUCGGUGCCACAGGUUGGAUGCAGGCCGCCGUACCGUCCGCCGACACAUCCAGAUACGUCUUCAAAAAUGAAAGCAUCCAGCCGUUUUCACCUUUUCAUGUGAAGGUCGGAGUUUACAACAACGAGGGAGAAGGUCCGUUCGGAGCGGUUACUACCAUCUACUCGGCAGAGGAAGAACCCGGACGAGCGCCCACGAGGGUACGUGCCAAGAGCCUCUCGGCGUCCGAGGUUGAAAUUUCAUGGAAAGCUCUUCCCUGGAAUGCCAAUAAGAAACGAGUGCUGGGCUAUGAGCUGCGGUACUGGGCGAAGGGCGGAAAGGAAGACACAGCCAACGUGCAAAGAACUGUGGGAAAUCAGACGUCGACUAUUAUUCACGGCGUGAAAGGCAGCACCGCGUAUUACAUCUCGGUGAGAGCGUACAACACCGCAGGAGCCGGACCUCCAAGCGGCACAGUCAGCAUUACUACCAAAAAACCACCACCGAGCCAGCCCCCGGGUAAAGUGAUGUGGAACACGUCCAACUCCAAGAUAAUAUUAAACUGGGAGCAGGUUAAAGCCCUGGAGAAUGAGUCGGAGGUCACUGGUUACAAAGUGCUGUACAAGAAGAACCAACACAGCCGCCCCAAUGUCAUGGAGACAAACACCACCUCGGUGGAGCUCACUCUUCCCACUGACGAGGAUUAUAUCAUCCAGAUAAAACCGUUUGGCGAAGGAGGGGAGGGCAGCAGCAGUCGGCAGAUCACCAUCCCAAGGAUACCGGGUCCCAACGCAGUUGGCUCAGCAUCCAAGGUCUCCACUCUAUCAGCCCUCAGUACAAUAGCACUGUCUUUCACAGCGCGGACAUCUUUAUGACAAACAGCUCUCAGUAGACCUUGCAUCGGCGAUGGAGACCGUCUUCAGCAGAUGACAAACACUCUGGUGUAACUACACCCAUUCAUUUUGAUUUAUAAUAGAGGCAAAAAGAAUACACAGAUGAGGGGAAGAAAAAAAAAAAAGUCUGUGACGUCUGGGAAGGAGUCCCCCACAACACCUUGGCUAUAUAAGGGAUUUGGACAGACGUCACGACUAUGUUGUAACCAAAGCAGCUUUCAUAAGAAGAGAAAAAGAAUAAUGUCUUGUAUGCUUCUUUUUGUAUGACAUGCCAAGCGUUACAUUUUUUUAUUUGUAUAUUUUUUCUGCUAAAAUUAAAUUUGAUGCUUUCUUUGCAUACUGGGACGAAUGCAUUUAAGUACAUAAAGUACAUAACAAAUACUGUAACAUAUCAUUUUCCAAAUGGCUAAGCGUGGAAUUUGACAAAGACCCUAUUGUCUUAAAGAACAACUGAUAUUAUAUUUACAUUUUAUUGUCCAAAAGCAUAUUUCCUGUCAAAGAAGAGGAUCUAAACCAUCCAUUCAUAAACAAAACAUGCUAAUUUUUACCAAACCAGUGAGGCAUGUAUUCCAAUUGCACAGGACAACAUUCACAGUGCAUACAUACCAAAUAAAAAGUGUCCUUAUUGGGACUUAAUAGAAUGAUAAUAAUGACUAUUAAUUAAAAAAAAAAACUAUUUUGUCCAGUUGUGCAGUACAUCAGUCAAAAGUUUGGAGAUGGUGUUAUUGUAUGGGAAAGUGUCUGCAAACAUUUGACUGGUAGUGUACAUAAUGUACAAUGUACGUACAAUUUUUUACGACAGCUACAGUGGCUGAACUUUAAAAACAAGAUUUUACAAAGAAUUGCUUCGUAAGAGUUCUGAUGAUUUUUUUCCUUAAUCUGCAGUGCAUACCGUGUAGUGGUCACAAAUCAGUCACAACCACCCACAUUCAGAUUCUCACCAUACCUGUUGCCCUUCUUUUUCCUGGCCCUCCUAUUGAAAGGGUCCCCAGUAAAUAAAAUUAAAAAAUAAAAUUUCAAGAGAAUAUUUCUUUAUUUUCGGAAAAUGUCCCUACUUUUCAAAUGCAAAUGUUGACAGGUAUGAUUUCCAUGCUGUCUGCACUAAAGUCGGCCGUGUACUCCUGAUCAACACAUUUGUAAAAUUGCAAGAAUUUUCAUUUUGCAUUUUCAUUACAUCCUAAGGAGGUUCUAAGUAGCGCUUUUAAUACAAAAAGAACAAAUCCUGUCCUAAUUUUGAGUAAGUAAUGGAACAAACGUGGUUGUCUGUGUAGCAUUAUAGAGUGUGCAUACAGGGAGCGGAGUUGCUAAUGGCCAUUUCCCACCACAGUCAAGUUUUUUAAACAAUGGUAAUCUCGCUAAAAAGUGUGAAGACCACAUUACACGUUACCGUCACACGUUACACGAAAACCUAAACGACCAUUACCAUUGAGAGGCAUCUUGAAGUAACCUCUUUUUGUGAGAAACUUCGGACUGUCCAGUCGUUAUUCCGGUGCGGAUUCUGGAUCCAACACAAGUGGACAUUUUAAAAAGAUAAAUCGCAGUUCAUUAUCAACCCCGACAACUUUGGAAUGUGACGGACCAGUUUGGAGUUGGUGUGCCUGGAGGCGACCGUAGUAGAAUAAAUUAAAACAGACCAUUUUUGCGGGAUGAUCGAAAUACAGCUGGAAUAGGUGCAGAUUCUGGAAGAUCUAGAAAGCUUUCCGUGCUGGUUAUUGUGUGGAGCUGCUCUAUAGGCUUCCACAACUCAAUACAAAGGGCUGGAAAAUUAGCAUAAUCGGUCCCCUUUAAGCAUUAUUUUAUAAUUUGCUAUUGCUAAAAUAGCAAUAAAAUGUUCAAAAAACGAUUCAGUAAUGAUUAGCUAUACUGUUUUUGUGAAUCACCUCGAAAAUUGGUUUGUGGAUGCUUGUGUGAUGUCGCUCCAACAUGGCUUCAUGGCGGGCAUCCAUUGUCUGGAACUGAUGUCCGUUUUUGUGAACUACCCCUUGGCAUCCAUCCCCAAAUGUUUUCAGUUGGAUUUAGAUCAAAGGAACAUGAAGGAUGGUCCAAAACCGUGAGAUUAUUCCUCUUGAAUCGGUUGUUAGAUGGGCAUUGUGGAUUGCAGCAUUGUCCGUUACCACACAAACGAGGGCCUUCAGUCAUGAGGGUUGCCCCCUGCAACACAACCAAGUUGUCGUUUGACACUCUUGCAUAGCCUGAAACUCCAUUAUUCCACUGAAGGAAAAAGCAGUCCAGAUCAUGAUGGCACCCUCGUUUCACUGUGUCGUGGGACCUCCUUGACAUGCCAGUCAUGUCGGAAGCCAUCAGAGCUAAUUUACGCUACAUUUGUUCUCAUUAGAGAAUAAAACUUUCUUCCACCUUUCAAUGUCCCGUGUUCUCGUGCAAAUUGCAAACUGGCAAUUUUGUCCCGUUGAAGAAGAUUAGGGUUUUGAAGACAUUUUUUAUUCUAAAAAACAAUGCCGUCUGAUGGUUAUUGGACUGCACUCGGUGGCAGUAACAAUCUGCAAGUAGGCCAAGGAUCGUCCCGUGGCUUGACGGACAGCCCAUCGAAUCCUCCAGCUCAGGGCUGGUGACAUAUUUUGGGUCUACUACUUGACUUUUUUGUGAGGAAGUUUAAAAUGACUGUCUUACCGCAGUCGACCUCAUCAAUGGUUCGCUGCGAGAGGCCUUGCUUAUGUAGCUCAACAAUACGACUACGUUAAAAGAGCGAAAGCUUUUUUGCCUUUGCCAUGAAGAGAUCAUUACUGUGUGAAUACAUGAAAAUUAAUUUUACCGAGAUCAGCUGAUGAACAGCCUAUUUCACUAUAAUGGUUAUUUGCAAUGAAUGGCUUACAAUGACUUUGUUGUCUCACUCCCAUUUCUUCUUUUUAUAUUUUCAAGCUCUACUUAGAACCUCCUUAUGAUCCAACAAUGUAAAAUUUAAAUUCUUGCAAUUUUUCAACUGGUCUUAAAAUUUUGAUAAGGCGUGUAUGUACUACUGCACUACCAGCGGCCUACUUUUUAAAAUAUGAAUAGUGUUCUAAGAUCCUUUGGAAAAAAGAUCCAUUGAACAAAGUGACUGACUAAAAGGUUGGCAUGCAAGGAUUCUGGUUCAAGUCCGUUUUGGUAAUAGAACAUCUCUUGGAGACAUGCUUUUGACUAAUUAAGAGAUGCGUUCAAUCUCCUGUGGGUCCCCGUCCCGUACCGGUGACCGAACCCACGUGGCUUUCCCAUGCUCCUCUUUCAUUUGGUUAGCCCUGUGUGAAUAGCGAUUCUUUGCCUUCUGUGUGCCUCAUCAUAUGUUCAAAACCCUCAGGUCCUUCAAGAGCCUUAACUUAUCAUAAUGUAUACUGAGGACAGGAGAUGCAUAGAACUAUGAUGCAGCCGCAGUGAUGUUUACAUGCUGCUGUGUUGAUACACGCCGGAUGUUGUCAGCUUCGGGAGGGGAACGGGGGCGCGGUCUGCUCUGUGUGGCAAUAUAUAUAUAUGAGUUCUGGUGCAUUUUUUUAUAGUUGUGUGAUUUAAGGACGAGGAUUAAAGACAAUGCUGCUGAUCUUUCCUUUUCCCCGGCCAUAGUCUCUUGAUGCCCUAUGGAAGGACUGUGCAGAGGUGCUGUACAGUCUGUAUGUAGCUCUCUAUGCUCUAGGGAAGUGCACUGUAGGCUACUGGGUCUUGCGCUGAAUCAUGCAUCGGUGAAUAUGUAAUAUACUGUUUUGUACACUUCAAAUCAUUUAUAUGAGAGAAACUUUCUAAAAAAGGUGACUUAUUUGCUUUGUAUGUAGAACUGUUUCAUACUAACUGUUGCUCAGCAUGACUGUGCUUAGUCGUCUUGCUUCAGGAACCUGCAACGUUCAUAUGGGUCAUGCCCGGGAUAGGUUUAUGUAUAUUGUAUGUGUACCAUGACGUGAACAAUCACUGGCCAAUCACGGCCAUGCUUCUGUCUCGAGUCAGCCUGCCUGACGUGUCCUGUCAGCUCAACGCGAGGGGUUCCUCUGUUGCUUUGUUGUUUAUAUUGUGUUAAUAAAGGAUAUUGA